AUGCAAAGUUUAUCUCAGAGUGACUUUUCACCUUCAAUGAUUCAAGUUUUAGAUAAAUUCAUUAAUGAGUUAGAAAUCAGUAACAUUGAAAGCAAAGUAAUGGAUGGUCAAAAUUUAGAACAAAUCAAAGAUUCAUCAUUAGACUAUACAUUCUCAACCUUUGGUCUAAUUUAUUUCCCAGAUAUACUUCAAGGUAUGAAAGAGAUGUUUCGUGUUUUAAAACCGGGUGGUAAAACGGGUAUUGCUUCAUGGUGUACAGAUGCAUUUUUACCAGCUGCAUUCCAACAAACAAUGAAUGCACUUUUGGGCAAUAGUGUUUCAAAUCGAACAGUUCUUUUGAUAAAUUAA
Dictyostelium purpureum is the source of this 348-nucleotide messenger RNA. RefSeq lists its product as uncharacterized. Bases 1 to 348 code for a protein of 115 amino acids. The record is from RefSeq and is a predicted model, not a curated record. Lineage: Eukaryota; Evosea; Eumycetozoa; Dictyosteliales; Dictyosteliaceae. The transcript has a single exon.